Messenger RNA from Mangifera indica (mango), 1077 nucleotides. Its product is annotated as bidirectional sugar transporter SWEET5-like. Gene Ontology annotation, biological process: carbohydrate transport. Lineage: Eukaryota; Viridiplantae; Streptophyta; Magnoliopsida; Sapindales; Anacardiaceae. The coding region runs from base 208 to 924 and encodes 238 amino acids. Gene Ontology annotation, molecular function: sugar transmembrane transporter activity. The transcript has 6 exons. Gene Ontology annotation, cellular component: membrane. The record is from RefSeq and is a predicted model, not a curated record.
CUUCUAGUUUUUCGCAGUCCUUUGUGUUCAAAAUUAAUGACAGCCAUAUGCUUAGACUGCUCAGUUUGCAUAUUUAUAUAUAACAGAGAAGCAAGAACUUGAACAUUGUCAAAAGACAAGGCUACUUGAUUUUCAGUAUUUGUAGAUUACCUCACUACACAGUAAUCGUCUCACCUUCUUCUUGAUUUUUCUUUUCUACUCGAAGUUAUGACGCUUGAGAACUCCGCCCUUAGAACCGCCGUUGGCGUGGCCGGAAAUGUCAUCUCUUUCGGCCUGUUUCUUUCCCCAUUCCCAACAAUGAUGAAAAUAUACAACCAAAAAUCAGUACAGGCGUUCAAGCCUGAUCCAUACUUAGCCACUAUUCUGAAUUGCAUUAUGUGGAUGUUCUACGGCUCACCUGCUGUCACACAAGACAACCUUCUGGUUAUUACUAUCAACGUUGCAGGUUUCAUUUUGGAGACGGGCUAUGUUGCCAUCUUCUUCAUCUAUUCUCCCUGGGCAAAGCGCAGGAGGAUUAUGAUGGUUCUUCUAUUCGAAGUCAUUUUCGCUGCUGUUGUGAUUUUCAUCACCUUGGUUUGUUUCCAUACCCUUAAAGAUAGAGCUAUGAUUGUGGGCAUUGUCUGUAUCGUCUUCAAUGUAAUCAUGUACACUUCUCCUUUAACAGUCAUGAAAAUGGUGAUCAAGAGCAAGAGCGUCAAGUACAUGCCAUUUACUCUCUCAUUAGCCAACUUUUUGAAUGGUUGUGUCUGGGUUCUUUACGCAAUUCUUAGCGCAGAUCCAUACGUCUUGAUUCCCAAUCUUUUAGGAACAAUUUCUGGUAUAGUACAGCUAGUGUUGUACGCAAUGUACUAUAAAACAACAAACUGGGACGAGGACGAUGAAGAAGAUAGACCACCAGAGAUUCAAUUAUCCAGCGAUGCUUGAUUACCACUCCAAUUCCACCAUGCAGCUUUCUAAUUUUGAUACGUAUAAUAAUUUUUUAAAUUAUUAUGUUAGACAAACAGCAAUAAGUUGUUUCAUAACAUCCGUUUCAAGAUUCGGCUUGAAGUUUUGUUUUGUUUUGUUGAGUUGUUUUAC